AAAAAGUACUAUAUCUGCGUGACAGAACCAGCAGAAGAUACAGUGCUGAGAACUGUCAACCAGGAGAAGACCGUAUCAGAAGAGAAAGUCCAUGAAACCAAAACGACAAUCACGGGAAUUUUGUCCAGAAGUGAAGAUCAGCUUUCAGAACGCGACCCCUGUGAAGAAGACGGAACCUACACUGCAGUGGGCAUAGAGGAAAUUGAUAAAGUAACGAUACACAGGAGGAGAUACGACACUGGCGUCCAGGCUGUUCCUGAAGUUCAGUCCUCAGAAGUGCAGACACAUCCAGGACUUCCAGUCAACGUGUGGUCACAGUACUCUUACGAUGUCGACGAAAUAGGCCAGCUGCAACCUGACAUUUUAGUCAGGUCAUCACGCUUCCUAAAGGCUAAACAAUCGGAAAUUGAAGACGCUCUUAAAUACAAUGAAGCUUUCGAUCACCACAAAGAUGACUAUCAGAACCUCAUCCUAAGGAAGAGAGACACAGAAAUCCCGAAGCAACUAACUUACGAAGAACAAGAAAUCUUUAUUGAUGUUCGAUUGUGCAAAGGAAAAAUUAUAUCGUGCGCUGCUUGGCAUCCAAAGAGAGAAGGGUACUUUGCGACAGCGUACGUGAGCAACCGUCCUGGUAGACAUUUUUCUGGUGUUUACACGGCUUCCGAAUAUCUGCCGGAUGUCGAGGAUUCACCGGAAAACAUUCACGACAGAAAUCCUGUGCUACUGUGGAGCUUCAAAGAUCGAUUUCACUCAAAACUGACUCUUCUUAGUCCUCGACCUGUCCAGUGCCUAAAAUUCUGCCCGCACAACGCAGACAUACUUGUAGGCGGACUUACCAAUGGACAGAUAGUUAUAUGGGACCUUACGGAGAAUCUAAGACGGAUAGAAGGAGAACUUGAUACAUCAGAGUGGCGCGCAGUGGAAAGAACGUCUUUAGUAUGUCGAGAUGGAGUUCUGGAAAAAGUUCCACCAACUUCACCGACGCUACAGUUCUUAUCGUGUUCUCUUGAUGGCCACAUGUAUGGAUGGAAUUUGUUGGAAGUACCUACACCGAAACGCAAGAAAGUGGUCCAGAAGAAGUCUGCGAAGCGGCCACGUUCUGAAGGCCCCGAGCGGACGCCUGUGUCUCCGUACGCCAAACUGCACGGCUUACUGCAACCCCAUUUCAAGGUCUCGGCUGACUACCCUAUUUCCAGUUUCAGUUCACCACUACCUGCUAUUUCCGGCAAUCGGCUAUCAGAGACGGAUGAAGUAGCCUCGACAUAUGGAGAAAUACGUCCAGAGGAAGAAAGGCAUCUGUCCCAGAAGCCGUUUCACUUCGGAGCCACCGACGCAACUCUCAUGGAAAUGAAUUACAUGCUAGACGACACUAAGGAAGAACUAAUGACAGCUUUGCAGUUCACUUCCAUGGCAGAUGUACAUGACGGACCAAUAGAAGCGCUGGAAAGGUCUCACUUUGUUGAAGAGAUAUUAAUUAGUCUUGGAGGCAGAGUGUUCGCUAUUUGGAGCGAAGAUUACAAGGGGCAGCCUCUCUACUGGAGACAGUAUAAGAUUCGACUGACAGCUUGCCGUUGGUUCCUUCAUCGUCCCAGCAUGUUUCUUAUUGCGAGAGAGGAUGGACGUUUCGAAACCUGGGACUGGUUUCUUGACAGUUGUCAACCAAUACACAUAACCGAUGUUUUGGGAAAGCCACUGACAGGAAUAUACCAGAGUCCAAUAAACCAUGACAACAUAUUUGGAGUUGCUGAUUCAGGAGGAACAUUCAGAAUAUUUAAUGUCCCUCAUGAAUACACAGAAUUCCAUCCUGAAGAUGUUAUAAAACUGAGGAAUAUGUUUGAACAACAUGUUGAGUGCAAACGCCUAUUAACAUCAUGGACAACAAAAUGGAAAGAAAAGUUUGCUGAUUUUUUGAAGCAGAAAAGGAAAGAAGCUGAACGCCUCCAUAAACUGAAAAUGAUAAAGGAAAAGGAGAAAAUACGACUAGAGAAAGAAAGGCUUAAAGCCAUUAAAGAAGCAGAACUUGCAUUGCAGAAAAGAACAAAGCUAUUAAAGUGGCAGAAAGCACAGGAAAUAUGGGAUGCUAAACAAGAGAAACGAGCAAUAGGAAUACUCCUCCGUCAGAAGAACCUAGAUAAUGACCACCUAGAAACAGAGCAAAAGCCAUUCGUGAAAUUACAGGAGGAACAAAAAUCCAAAAGGAUAAAGCAGACAGAAGUAAUAAAUAUGAAUGAAAGUAUUUAUAAGGAAAUACUCUCUCUCAAAUUCCCUGAUCUCAAAGAGGAACUUGCUGGAGGUCCAGAAAUCAAAGAAACAAAAGAAGUACAAGAAGAAGAAAUGACUGUUCUAUUCAUAGAGCUAUAUGAGAAGAGUGAGACUGACUGCAUGGACCUCAUGCAAAGUCAUCCUUUUGACCACAAAUUUCAGUGGAUGGAUGUUGUGAAGGAAGCACAUUCCAAAUUGCACAAUGUGUAUACAGACAACACACAGGCCAGCAACCUAUAG
Messenger RNA from Schistocerca piceifrons (Central American locust), 2502 nucleotides. Its product is annotated as dynein axonemal intermediate chain 3-like. The record is from RefSeq and is a predicted model, not a curated record. NCBI's taxonomy places the organism in Eukaryota, Metazoa, Arthropoda, Insecta, Orthoptera, Acrididae. Gene Ontology annotation, molecular function: dynein heavy chain binding; dynein light chain binding. Gene Ontology annotation, biological process: cilium movement involved in cell motility; inner dynein arm assembly. Gene Ontology annotation, cellular component: inner dynein arm. The transcript has 14 exons. The annotation marks the transcript as partial.